CAAACAAGAACAAGGAUGAAUUCCCCCCCCCCCCCCCAAUUAGAGUUUUGUUACAUGUUUAUUUAAUUUAACUGUGUGACUUUUUAAUACUUUAAUUCUUUCAAUAUUUUCUAACGCCUUCUAGUUUUAACUCUUUCCAAUUUUGUUCAACUUUUUCAUGUUUUUUCUAACAUCAAACUCUAAAAUUCAUAGCCAAAAAAACAAAAAAUUACUUCUGGGUAUCCUAAGUUUUAUGGUAAGAACUUGCAGGUAUCCCUAAUUUUUAAAAUAUAUUGCACUUUAAAAUAUGAGAAAAAUUAACUAUGGGAAGAUUUUUCAUUCCUCCUCCGUCAAACGUAAUGGAAUUAUCACUUCCAUCAUCACCCAUCUUCGUGUUCAUCAAAAGAACCAUAGCUAUUUCCACCAAAUAGCCAACCCAAUCGCAUGGGACGGCCUCAGCCCUAACUGCUGAUGCAUUCCCUCUAUGAAACACCUGCUGCUGAUUCCGGGAGUGUCUACUUACCGGGCAUUCUCAACGGCAAGCUCUAGAGAAUACACAAUCAAGAGUCUAUGUUCCGAUCCCUUUUUGGACACUGCUCAGUUAUGGUUGAACCGAACGCUUUUCCCUCACUUUCUUCAAGAAUGCAUCCGAAUCCAGUCUCUCCCAUUGACCAAACAGCUCCACUCCCUGAUCCUCACAUCUGGGUGUUUCAGAGAGCGAUUCGUGACCAAUCACCUCCUCAAUGCGUAUUCAAAACUGGGUCGUUUAGAUGUUGCUCGUUUCUUGUUUGAUAGAAUGCACAACCGAAAUGUCCUGUCUUUUAACAUCUUGGUGGGUGGGUACAUACAGAACGGCGAUUUGAAUAAUGCCGCCAAACUGUUCGACCAAAUGUCUGAAAGAAAUUUGGCGACUUGGAAUGCUGUUAUUAAUGGGUAUACCCAGUUCGAGUUCAAUGAAAAGGCGUGGAACUUGUUCUUCGAAAUGCACGGGCUUGGUUUCUCGCCUGAUGCAUUUACCCUUGGGAGUGUUCUGAGAGCUUGUGCUGGAUUAAGAGAUUUGAACAAGGGCAAACAAGUUCAUUCUUAUGCUGUGAGGGCAGGGCUUGAGGGUGAUUUGGUUGUUGCGAACGCGCUUGCUCACAUGUACAUGAAAUCUGGGAAGUUCGAAGAAGGGGAGAGAAUAAUUAAGGGGAUGGCAUUCCAGAAUGUGGUUGCUUGCAAUACUCUUAUUGCCGGGAAGGCACAAAACCAGUGCUCUGAAGAGGCUUUGGAUCAGUAUCAUAUGAUGAAAUUGUCAGGGUUGAGGCCUGACAAGAUUACGUUUGUAAGUGUGAUCAGUUCAUGCUCUAAGUUGGCCGUUCUGGGACAGGGCAGACAGAUUCACACUGAGGUGAUAAAAACCGGAGCCAUCUCUGAAGUUUCUAUUGUCAGCUCCCUGGUCAGUAUGUAUUCGAAGUGUGGGUGUUUGGAGGAUGCUAUUAAGGUGUUUGAAGAGAGGAAAGAGGCAGAUACAGUUUUAUGGAGUGCAAUUAUCGCUGCUUAUGGGUUUCACGGCAAAGGAACAGAAGCCAUAGAAAUAUUCGACCAUAUGGAGCAGAUAGGACUGGAAGCGAAUAACGUCACUUUCUUGAGUGUGCUCUAUGCUUGUAGUCACUGUGGGCUGAAAGAUAAAGGGCUUGAAAUUUUCAACUCAAUGGUGGAAAAGCACAAGUUAGUGCCUCAACUGGAACAUUACACCUGUGUGGUUGACCUUUUAGGAAGAUCGGGUCGUUUGGAGGAGGCUGAAGCCUUCAUAAAAUCAAUGCCUCUCAAGGCGGAUGCUAUUAUAUGGAAGACCCUUCUAUCAGCCUGUAAAACCCACAAGAACGCAGACAUGGCUGAAAAGAUAGCCGCAGAAGUUCUGAAGAUUGAUCCUCAAGAUUCGGCUUCGUACGUGCUUCUUUCUCAUACCCAAGCCUCUACUAAAAGGUGGAAGGAGGUUUCAGAAGUGUGGAGAGCAAUGAAAGAGAGAGGGGUAAAGAAAGAGCCAGGGGUAAGCUGGAUGGAAUUAAAGAACCAAAUUCACCAAUUUGUUAUGGGCAGUAGAUCUCAUCCACAUUGUGAGGAGAUUGAGAGUUAUCUGGAGGAGUUAACUGCAGAGUUGAAGCUAAGUGGGUAUGUGCCAGACACAGGAUCAGUCAUGCAUGACAUGGACAUGGAGGAGAAAGAGUACACCUUGUUGCAUCACAGUGAGAGGUUGGCAAUAGCUUUUGCUCUGAUGAACACCCCUGAGGGUUCCCAGAUAAGGGUGAUGAAAAACUUGCGAGUCUGCAACGAUUGCCACGUGGCUAUUAAGUACAUUUCCAAGAUCAAAGGGCGAGAAAUUGUUCUUCGUGAUUCCAGUAGGUUUCAUCACUUCAAAAAUGGUCAUUGCUCUUGUGGAGAUUACUGGUGACUUGACACUGGAGUGCAACAAUAUUGGAUGCCCAUUACUCCCCUCCUUUUAUAUAAUGUUGGUAAGUGUUGUGGUUAUAUCAUAAUGAUAAUCCAUUUUUUCUAACUUGAACAAUGAACACAACUAAAGUUUUGUUCUUCAU
Cuscuta campestris is the source of this 2555-nucleotide messenger RNA. The record is from the annotation of a GenBank genome assembly. NCBI's taxonomy places the organism in Eukaryota, Viridiplantae, Streptophyta, Magnoliopsida, Solanales, Convolvulaceae.